Perkinsus marinus ATCC 50983 is the source of this 609-nucleotide messenger RNA. Its product is annotated as Glutamate 5-kinase, putative. The record is from RefSeq and is a predicted model, not a curated record. Gene Ontology annotation, cellular component: cytosol. NCBI's taxonomy places the organism in Eukaryota, Perkinsozoa, Perkinsida, Perkinsidae. Bases 1 to 609 code for a protein of 202 amino acids. The transcript has 6 exons.
AUGUCGAGAUUCCUAGCUAAGGGAUUUGUGGCGACACGAGCGAGCGUUGGUCGUUUAAACAGCAUGGUGGUAGAUGUACUGGUUAAUCACGGCUUGAAAGCAGUAGGAGUGGGAAGUUGUGGAUACCUCUGGACCAGUGAUAAGAAGCUGCCGUGGUUUACUAUGUGGGGACAGGUUUUGUAUGACGGUUUGAGCGGUUUGCUUAACUCUGGGAUCAUCCCGGUGAUGCACGGCGACUGCGUGCUUGACGAAAAACAGGUUUGCACUAUUUUAUCGGGCGACACGAUUUUCUAUUGGAUGUGUCGGGCGUUUAAGCCUUCGAGAGGAAUCUUCUUGACAGAUGUCGCGGGUAUUUAUGACAAACCACCUAAUGAGGAGGGAGCUAAGUUGAUACCGAGAAUCUCGGCUAGGGGAGAUGCGAAGUCGAAUAUCAAAACAUGCGUACCUGCUCAUGAUGUGACUGGCGGCAUUGAGACAAAGCUGGCUUCUGCAGUGGAAGUUGCUAAAGACUUGGGAAUACCAGUUUAUAUAGUACAAGCUGGCACUAAGAGCGCCCUUGAAGCGAUGGAGGGACGCGAACCGGAGAUAUGCACGGUUGUUGUUCCUUAA